AUGAACGCGAUCCGUCGACUCAGAGCCGAUGUUGACGAGCAGAUCGUAAAGCAUGAAGCUGCCCCGUGCAAUCAGAUAUUGCAGAAAGUGAAACCCCUUCCGCAGGAGCUCCGCGAUAUGAUAUAUGGCUUCAUUUUCCAGGACUCAGCUGCUCGUCUAUUGGCGGAGGAGGACGAAAAGUUCGACUUACUACACCACGUCACCUUGGUGAUAUUUCUUGAAUCCGAUACUGUCGACCACACCGGCUACCUGGAGCGAUUCAAGUCACUGCUCCUCCUCGACAAAGCGCAUACAAAAAUCACGAUCUGCGUAAACGACCUCAUUUACUACCCAAACUUCAGAGACGCAAAAGUUUUGCCAUUGAGAGCGUAUGCGCAGAGUGCAGCCUACCUCUUCCCAGACUUGGUUGAACUGAGAAGGAAGGGAUACAAGGUGACAGUGCGUUCUGAAAGGGGCCUGGAAUUUCUAGUUGAGCCUGAAGAAACUACUGUGGAAGGGUGGACGAAGAAGUUUGAAGCAGCUGUUGAAGAGGCUCGCAUAAAGUUCUGGAAAGAAGAGUACAGUGGACAUUAUCCGGACUGGGACGACAUGCAGGACAAGAUGGAAGAUGCGUCACAGAAGUAUAUCUCGGAUAGCUCACAGCACUACUUUUCAGGUGAUCUGCAAGAUGAUGAUUCGGAUGAAUCACGCGAGGAUGAGUCAGACGGGUCACAAGAGGAUGAUAUGGACGAAUCAGAAGGAUAA
Molecule: messenger RNA, 744 nt
Organism: Alternaria triticimaculans
Lineage: Eukaryota; Fungi; Ascomycota; Dothideomycetes; Pleosporales; Pleosporaceae
Exons: 2
Coding region: 1-744 (247 amino acids)
Source: RefSeq, a predicted model, not a curated record